Molecule: messenger RNA, 534 nt
Organism: Cantharellus anzutake
Lineage: Eukaryota; Fungi; Basidiomycota; Agaricomycetes; Cantharellales; Hydnaceae
Exons: 2
Coding region: 1-534 (177 amino acids)
Source: RefSeq, a predicted model, not a curated record
AUGCCGGGUCCUCAGGUUGAGGCCCUGAUAAACCUAAUUUCUCCUGUGAAAAGAGAGUUCAGCAACAAUCUGAACCCUCUUCGGGUGAUGAGCUCAAUUGUUCCGAGGAUGGUGAGUGCCGCCAACCCGAACAAUGGGUUCAUCGAAACUACUCUUAGGUCCUAUUCUAGGGACCCUAACAGUAUGACCCUGGAGACCUGGAGGGUUUCAAGGGCAAUCUUCCGAUGUAAAACCAGAGUUACUGAAAAGAACUCUGUGCCAUUCCCCACCACUUUGUGGUCUGGGGAAAUGAUCUCGAAAAAUUCGAGAACUGGCUGGUGGAGCUCACUUCCUGCCUAUGAGAAUGUUCCCACACUCAUAGACUCUGGGUCUUCAGACUGCUUCAUCAACGACACAUUCAUGAAGAAGUUGGCCCUGAAGACAUAUCAGAUUAAACCUCUAGAACUACACCUUUUCGAUGGUAGCACUAACUCAAUCAUAACCCACGCCAUUGAUAUUCCCUCCGCUUCGCUUCCAGAAACAUCACCCCCAUGA